AUGUCGAAAAAAAGAAAGUACGAUGACUCUUAUACGUCGUUUGGUUUUACAUCUAUUACCGAACGCGAUGGUACACAAAAACCACAAUGUUUUAUCUGCGGAAAAAUACUUGCAAAUGGCAGCAUGAAACCAACAAAGCUUAAAGAACAUCUUGCUUCGGUACAUCCUCAACAUGCGUCUGAUAGUCUGGAAGUAUUACAAAUAAAAAAAGCACCUUUUGAAAAAUCCGGUACAGUACCCAAACUUGGAUUUGUACCUCCGCAAAAACCGUGUCUCGAAGCAUCUUACAAAGUAGCUUACCGCAUUGCUAGAAGUAAAAAACCACAUACAAUUGGUGAGUCACUAAUAAAACCAUGUGCAUUAGAAAUGGUAGAAUUAGUAUGUAGUUUGGAACAACGAAAAAAAAUUGAAUCUAUACCUUUAUCACAUGAUACUAUUAACUCUAGGAUUUCUGAUAUGUCCACUAACAUUUUGGAACAAGUAAUUCGGGAAUUAGAUUCAACCCCUUUCCCAUUCAGUAUGCAGUUAGGAGUCUAUGUCAAUUGGUCGUGGUAA
Macrosiphum euphorbiae (potato aphid) is the source of this 555-nucleotide messenger RNA. NCBI's taxonomy places the organism in Eukaryota, Metazoa, Arthropoda, Insecta, Hemiptera, Aphididae. The record is from the annotation of a GenBank genome assembly.